AUGUCCCGAUAUGCCGGCGCAGCACCAUCGGCUCCGCGGAGGGGGCCGCAUUGGUCCCAUCACCUGCGACAGUCGAGCACAAACUCGGAUCGCGCAUCCGAGGUGUCAGUGUCGGCGGCCUCGCCAGGCAGCAUGUCCACGCACUCGACGCUGAAGGAUGCCAAGGAUGAGAAGCCGCGCAAGGCUGAGCACUACUGCGCCGUCACCGUCAACGAGGGAUAUUCGCGAGACGAGGUGCUGCUGAACCUGGACCUGAUUGGCGGCGAUAUUAAGCCGGGCACCCUGAUGUCCAUUGCUGUCGUCAAGUCGGACUUGUCAAAGUCGUCGGCUGGAUUUGGAAGCUUCAAGAAGCUGGCGCAUGACGAUAAUAGCAGUCUGCGAUACCAGAAUGCCGGUCCUUGCGAUCCGAACAGCCUGGGCUAUCAGUACAUCUUUGUCGCAAAGGACAUGCCCAAGGAGGUCAAGGCCCGGCAGCCUGAGGCGGAAGUAUAUGUCGUGAAGCACAUUGCAGACACUUUUGGAAUGAAGAAGGGAUCCAUUGUUCUGCUGACACCGGUUGACGACGAUCACCCCGUUACCGAAGCUACGCACGUUGAAAUGAUCUUCAAAGACCAGUAUCUCUCACGAGCGGAUAUGUGGCGGGUGGCCGUCGGAGAGCUUGCGCAGAGGACGGUGUACAAGGGACAGUCGCUUCUCUUCAUGGGCACCAUAAAGGCCCAGGUCACCACAAUCUUUGCCAAUGGGAACAGCGUCCAUUCUGGCUUCUUUGGACGGGAGACGCGGCCAAUCUUUCGCAGCGAAUCGGCCAGAUACGUGCUCUUCAUCCAAAUGUCCAAGGAAAUGUGGGACUUUGACGCUGAUAGUUCCGGCGAAAUCAUGUUCAAUAAAGUUGUCAACGGAUUUUUGCCAGCCCUGUUUAAGAGGUGGGUUAAGCUGAAAGUAAAACAUCUGGUUAGCAUUGUGCUAUUUGCGCGUGUCGAAUAUGACACGGGCCUGUCGAACGAGCUGGACGCGAGCGGGCUCCAAUCGGAUUACUAUACGGGAAUUCAGCCCUAUGGGAAUCGCCGGCCUUAUAAAGACUUCUAUCGAGUCGUAGUGAGCGAGAUGGCCAGUGGAGAAUGGACGAAAAUCCUGUUCCAGUUAAAGAAGGAACUCAACUACUUUCGAAGAGACAUCACUUUGCAUCACCAAACAGCAAAUCCAUCAGACGGCUCCAAGGAUACUGCGCCUGGGGACGAACCUGUCCGCCGAAUAAAGGCCGAAUCUUCCUUUUCCAUCCACGGCAAUAUCUUGGAGGCCAUCAAUCUUGCAUGCGCCCAGUUCUCUCACGAUUAUAUUGACCGAGACUUGACUAGGACAGGCAUCUCCGUCGCCGUCAUUAGUCCGGGGGCCGGUAUCUUCGAAGUGGAUUAUGAGACACUACGAAGAACUACAGAGGCCCUUGUGGGGAAUGGCAUUGGAAUUGACCUGAUUUGCAUGGCUCAAAUGCCCCUUCACUCCGUUCCACUAUUCAGAUAUCGGAAUCCGCGGUUCUCGUACGCGGACGAUUUAUCUCAGGAUCGCCAUCAUUCGCUGUCCAGAUCCUUUCAUAGCCGUGAGAGCACGCCAAAUCAGCAGACCCCCAUUGUUGGAAGCUUCCAGUCCGGUGGCGGUUCAUUCUCGCCUUCCAAAAGCAGAGAUAUGAUACGCCGCGUUGAACAUCUUGAUCCUCAAAGUAGACGUGACGAAUGGUGCUAUGUCCUGCCUCAGUGGCUGCAUGUUUCGUUCUGGACUGGUAUAUCGAACGAGGCACUGUCAUAUGCGGGCGUUGCUUUGUCCGUGUCUAAUAGAGUGGAGCAAAACGACGAUGACGAUUUCAGAAUAAGAUGUCGGAUGUACGACCUCCAAAUGAGGAGUGCCCUUGAUACGAAUGAGAUCGAAAUCACGUCUCUGCAUUCGGAUAUCAAUUAUCCCAGUAACAUCUUUGAGAAUAGUAGCCUCUUGAAGAGACGUCAAGAGGCCAUCGACGACCUCUGGUAUAACCCACCGAUCCGCCUUACAGAUCAUAUAAACGAAAACAUCCAUGGCUUUCAAAGGUUCGCCACUGACAGGCUUAGUCGACCUUCAGACAGACCGUGGUGGAAGCAGCUACAAGAUUUUGAUGAUUCUAGAGCCAUCUUGACUCACCAUAGGCGUCACCACCAUCAUGGCUCAGAAGCAGGUCUCAGGUCUGAUGAAAUUCGGAGGCACCACAUGGAGGACUUGAAUGUCCUGGGCACAUCGCUUCCGGAAAAGAAACUGUACAGUAGCUUUCCAUCUGCCAGGAAGCUCUCGAUGAAUCAGGCCGAGAUAGAAAAGCCGAAUAUUUUCCCCAAGAGGACGUUCCCAGAUCCGCUAUCUGCAAACGCCCUGCCAUCUCCUCCGCCUCCUCCUCAGCCGCAGUCGUUUACCUCAGCUCCUUAUCAGUCGGCCACUCUUACCAAAGUCCCCUCAGCUCCAAAAGUGCCUAAAUUCAUGAAACAAAUCAGUCUUGGGCAACGAGGCUUUGGCAUAGCAGCUCCAAAGAUUGUAGCGGCUGAGGUGAAAACAGAAAAUGUCAACGCAGCAGUUACCAAAACAAACGUACCAUUGACUCCUCGAUCACGCUCAGAUAUGAGGCCGUCUACGCCUCAGACUAUUAGAAGCCAGUCGCCAUUUUCAAUCACUAAGCUCAGAGCAGAAGCCACUGAUCCCAUCAUGGAGAGGAUGUCGUCAACGCCAAGCAUCCCCAUCUUGAAAAAGAACGGAUCUAACCGCCACGAUAUAGGCACACACAAUCUUAAAACAGGAACUUCUGCUCAUCCUUCGGCAUCGCGCAUUCGCAGUGAUAGCUUUGGGGAGGAUGAUCACGAAAUGUAUCAGAGCAUGUUUCGACCAGAGGACCAGAAAAUGAUUUUGAAUAAGCUUCGAGCUGGCGUUGGCGUUGGAGUUGGCGUCGCACCAGAACCCCCCGCAACGAUUUCGCCUACAUCAGCAGUCAGCCCCUGGCUGGUUUUGCUGAAUCCGUCUCAUCCAGAGAAGAAUCAGAUCAAGGACGCAAAUCUAUAUACCCGUUGGCAGCACAUAUUUCCCCGCAUAUCUGAUAUGAAGAUACAGAAAUGGAAGGCUCUGUGUUGCCCCGCCGCGGUCCCAUUGACGACGGAGUACUUUCCUACUAGGUCGCAGUUCGAUACCGAGUAUCAAAGACAUCCGUAUAGUGUGGAUCAAAAUGCGGAUGAUGAAUUGAGCGAGGAGCCAAAAACAAGACAGGAAUUUAUCAGUGAGCUGAUCAGCUUGCGGUUUUCACAAGGAUUCCAGGUGGUGGUCGGAUCAGCUGUUGCUCAGGCGUUUGGGCAGAAGAUGAUUAAACUUGGUGACAUCUUCUCACGCAAUCAGGUCCUCGAAGACGGCACAAGUAUAUUCAUGUCAGUUGGCAACGUCAUUCACCAACUCUCGUGCGUAAACGGGACAGAGGUUGAAGUCAACAUCUACGUCAGGAAGCCCACGGCAGACAUGUCGGGAUUGCCGGAAGGAUACUCUCCGAUAUAUAAACCAGCCAUUCGUACGCUAUUUGAUACGGACUAUGAGGCUCGACGUAUAGAGCUUUUAGCGAUUCCUAGACCUGAUCGCAAUUGGAACAUGAUUGAUUCGUACGCUGCGGGCCACCACGACGAGAUGAUGGAGAGCCUGCGGUUCUGGAGAGCUCGAUUCGUCCUCAUCCCGCUGGCUGCCCAUAAUCCUUCGGUGCCUAGGACGCAAACCGGCUUGUACCCCGAGGAAAUCAGAAUAGAGGGCAUCAAACGCUUGGCGCAUCUGUGGCAGAAGAAUCGCUACAUACCGCCCUCUGAACGCAGAUUCCAAACUGCUAGAGGGCGUAGGCAGCUAGAUCGCAGCCCCUUGGAUAUUGUCUACAAGACAGAAGACCCCUCUGUUGUCAUUGCAGCCGAGCUGGAAACAUUACCCCUAAUUGAGGGCCUCGAGGGUGGUAUGAGUAAGAAACAUCAACUCGUGUCGAGGAAAGAUCGGUUCGAAAAGUCAAACUUGAAUUUUGCUGUCUUGGCCGAAGCGAUGCAGCAGCCUGUGGAGCAGGGCGGUGUCCCCCUACGGAAUCGUCGCUGGCAUCUGCGGCUUCAUUAUCAUUCUUUCCUCGGCUCUGAUAUGACUUCGUGGCUUCUAGAGAACUUUGAUGAUCUUGAGACUCGUGAAGACGCAGAGGAUUUGGGCAACGCGCUGAUGGUGCCGGAGGAGCCCAAAGGUAAAGACAAAGACAAGGAAACGCCAGAAAAGGAAAGGGAAAAAGAAAAGUCUAAAGGCCUUUUUGUGCACGUCGAAAGACGACAUCGGUUCCGAGAUGGCAACUACUUUUACCAGUUUGCUCCUGAAUUUGCGAAGCAGCAGCCUGGCUGGUUUGGCAGCAAGAAGAAAGAAACCCCCUUGCCCACUACCCCUAUGACAGAGUCGUCAAUUGGGUCGGGUAGAAGCCGGUCGGUGCACGAUGACUACUCUCCGGCGUCUCUGACCAGCACCCCUACGAUGGCAGCACAACAUACAGCCAAGAGCCGUCCCAAGGUAAUUCUUAGCAAGGUCAUCAAAUACGAUGUUGAUCCUAGGAAGAGAUCAUACCGUCCUGAACGAAUUGACCUGCACUACGACCGUCUUCAUAACCCAGACAACUGCUACCACGUUAGGAUCGACUGGAUGAACGCAACCGCGAAGCUCGUAGAAGACGCCGUCGACGUCUGGGAGCGCGAGGCCAGCCAGUACGGACUACGUCUCGUGGAAGUCCCCAUUGGCGAGGCCAGCGCAAUCACAGAAAUCAACCCCCUGCGAAGACCGUAUCCCAUCAAGCUUGCCGUGCAGCCGCCUGAACAAAAGCCCGAGACGUUUUACGACCCCAACUCUUUGGGGCCGCAGACGGUGCCUACAAAGUACUUUUACCAAAAAUCGAUUCUGCGGCACUUUGAUUUCGUGCUCGACAUGGAGGCGGCUUGCAAUUAUCCCGGCAAUGUUGACAUUAUAUACUCUUGGGGACGGCCAGACUACAAGUACACGCAGUAUAUCCAUCGCUCGGGAGUACUGCUGGCUCAAGUAACGGAUGACGGCCAUUUCAUCGUGUUGGCAAACCGCCUGUAUGGCAGGCGAGCCGUCAAAGAGCGAGAAUCCGCCGCAAGAAACUUCACCCCAAUCGACCAGCCCCAUCCCCACAUGGAAAGGGGCACCGGGCGAGCACCAUCGUUUGACUCCUUCAGCCUCUCGGAAUCCAUCAUGGCAGGGUCUUCGAUGCACAUGGGCGGCGCUCCAACACCGUUACAACACCAUGCCGACAGGCACCAUCACCACGCUCCGCACCUCCACCACCAUCACCCGUAUCACCACCACCACACUCCAUACCAUCACCACUCCUCGCCCUCCCUCAAGCCCGUCAACUCCUCCGCCUCGCUCAGCACAAUCCCGUCCCAACACCCGCCGCUGCCGUCCCAAGUCCCAGCCAACCCCACCGCGCACCUCUACGAGCCCGAAGCCAUCAAGGAGGAGCUCGAGGCCUUUUGCUCCGACGCUACCGCCCUCGAGGCGUUCUACAAGGAGACGCUGGAGAGGGGCCAGAUCAUCCAGGGCACGCCGGCAACGGCGGCGGCGGCAAAUCCGCCUGGCCUGGAGGCUGUGCCGGAGACGAGCAUCCCCUCGCUAGGCUUACCGCCGGGCGUACUGGCGUCGCUGGAUAGCGGGGCGGCGAUGAGGAUUGGGAGUCCGAUGAUGUUUUUGAGGAGGGGCAGUGUGCAGUUUGAUGGGCUGGGGUUGGGAGGAUCGAAGAAGUGA
Molecule: messenger RNA, 5814 nt
Organism: Trichoderma atroviride IMI 206040
Lineage: Eukaryota; Fungi; Ascomycota; Sordariomycetes; Hypocreales; Hypocreaceae
Biological process (GO): positive regulation of autophagy; intracellular signal transduction; negative regulation of TORC1 signaling
Cellular component (GO): GATOR1 complex
Molecular function (GO): GTPase activator activity
Source: RefSeq, a predicted model, not a curated record